AGUGAAAACUAAAUAGAUAAGACAUGAAACGGGUCUUUCUGGGAGGAAAGGCUCCGUUCUCCUCGCUGGCGCUCAGUCCACUGCAUGCAGCGUGCGGAUCCCGGCAUUUGCCGUAUAAAUGAGUCAUCAGCGGCGGCCGCAGGCUGCGUGCAUCUCGCAUCCCACGCUCUGCAAGCGGCCUCAGCUCUCACUUCCCCCAGUCGUGUAAGGUGGGGAGGGGGAAGUUGGGAGUUGGAAGGGGGACCAUAUCUAAGUGCGUUUUAAUUAGGGUACAUCAGAAACGCGCCGCUUCACGUGCGAUGCGCGAAGCCACCCGGCGCUCCCCCUGUUGGUGAGGGAGCACCAUUGCAGGCUCGACCUGUACACUCGGCGCCCGGCUUCUCCGAUCUCAUUCUCUAGAAGAUGGCGGACGGUGCAUCACUGCUGGAUGAGGAGCUCUCUUCCUUUGUCUUCAAUUACUUGACAGAAAGCUCCGGGAGCCAGAACGGGGAAGGAGAGGUCAGCUCGGACCGCCUGGAUGUGGACUUCUCCGACAUUGACCUUUCUCAGCUGGACGCCAGUGACUUUGACUCUGUCAGCUGCCUCAACGAGCUGCACUGGUACAACGACCAAUCAGAUGGCUCCCCCACCUCCACCCAGUACAGCACCGGGGACCCAGAGUUCUUUGAGAUUGAAGAGGAAAAUGCAGCCCUGCUGGCUGCACUCACAGACAGCCUGGACGAGGUGGGGGGGCUGGGUGUGUUCCCCUCACUGGGGGAGGGGCUUGAGGAGGAGGAGGAGGAGGAGGAGGAAGACCUCCCCCAAGACAAUGAGCCCUUCCCAGGCUCCUUGAGCCCAGAGACAGAAGAUCCGUCUCUAGUAAGAACCCUUCCUUGCUGUUUAAGGUGGAUUGCCUUUAAGUGUGCCAAGAGUGAGGUCGCCAUCUGCUGGUGGCUGGCUAUCAUGGCACACCAUCCCUUGUUGAUGGAACAACGGCUGACUUGCCUCUCUGAAUGGGAGUAUCCCUUCUUGUGUGCCGGGCAGGGCGACAGCGUCUGGGAGAGGAAGCCCCGGCCCCCACGGCCGGCGGGCCGUCCCUGUUCCGAGCUGCACCGCCACCUGAUCACACUGCAGCAGGUGGGCGAUGCGGCCUCAGUCGACACGGAGGAGGACAGCGAGUCCGACCUUGAGCGGGACGACCAGGACGAGUCGUCGUCGGGCAGCGAGGCCGAGAGCUGCGCCUCCUCAGAGGCGGCGGAGUCACAGUUUUCCUCAGAGCAGGAGCUGCGUGGGGUGGUGGAGCUCAUCACGUACAUGCACACAUACUGCCUGCCCAGCCGCAAGCACGGCGCUGGGGUCCGGCCCGAGUGCCCCCAGAGCCGGCCGUCUGCAGCCUGCCCCAGACCGCCGCCCCUGGCCGUCCCUGGCUCCCGCACACGAGUGCCCUUGGCGCGUCCACGGGAAUUCAGGCGACACUCGCUGCUCCGGGAGCUCCUGGAGGCCGUCAAGACGUUUGACGUGAGCAAGCCUUACAGACUGCAGAGCCCGCCGUACUCCCAUGGCAGGCCCAUGGCCCCAGACAGGAAGUCAGAGGGAGUGCCCCAAAGCGAGCUCAAGGACUCCGGGGCCCCCGAGGCCACAGCGGGGCAGCGCUCCUCCUCAGGGGAUACCUCCUUCUCCGUCAGGCGCUCCCGACGCCUUGCCUCCUUCCCCAGCCGCUUCGCCAGGAAGUCCCAGGUGGGGCCCGGCCGCCCACGGGCGGAGUCUGUUACCGGGCGGUGCUGUGAGGAGGCGGGACCGGCCAAGCUUCGCUGCACGAAGCUUCCUGCCAAAGAGACGCAGUGUGGUGGUGGAUCCUGCAAGGCUGUGGCCCCGAGGACGGCCCAGCUCGACUCGCCGUACAGCCAGAAUGAGAAACGGUCCCAGCUGUGCCUGCCGCUGGCCCCCAAAUCCACAGGAGUGCCGCAGUACCCCAGCAAACCUUUCGAGCAGAACCUCAGCGUGGAGCUGUGUGGGACCGCAGGCCUCACGCCCCCUACCACCCCUCCACAUAAGUCCGUGGAGGACGAGCCCUUCAGGCCGGAGGGCCGUGCAGAGGGACCUCCCCGUGGGUCCUGGCUGUCCAGGGCACACCCCCGGAAGCUUCUGGAGCAGACGGAGCUGUAUGCCCAGCUGCGAGGGAUUAGCCAGCCAGAUGCAGAGGGACGGGCACAGGGGCCCGUCCACCGUACAUUUGGGGACCACGAUUACUGCUUACAGGGGCUGGCAGGGAAGGAGGGCGGGGCUCGGGGGCGGCCCUACGGUGGGCAGCUCCGGCCCGAAGACCUGCUUACCUCCAACGCCCUGGACAGCCACAGUGGGGAGGGGGAAUUGCCCCACUCGCCCCAGAACACUGAAGGGAGCUCGACCUGCCCCAGCCCGGACCACUGCUGCCCCCCCGACUCUCCUGGCCAGCUGAGCUUCAGCCGCGAGGACUCGGAGACGGGUCCUGGAGAUGAGCAGAGCAGCCAGGCUUUCGACGAUUGCCAGGUGUUCUACAUCCACAACCUGCCUUGCGGCGUCACCCGGGCGAUGCUGUGCGAACGGUUCGAAGCGCUGGGGGAGCCUCGGGACUGCAAGAUCAUCGUCAAGGACAGGGAGAGGUGCGGCGUGGUCACCUUCCGUCAGCCCCCAGGUGGCUCCGUGCAGAGGCACCGGUGGGAGCUUCCCCCCCGGAAUGGAUCACCACGGAAGUUCAGCAGGAAGCGCUACAUCGAUCUAGAUGAAGCGGGACCUGGACCAGUGAAGAGUAAGUACGACGCGCUGGACUUCGACACCCUCUUGAAGGAGGCGCAGAGGAGCCUGCAUCGCUGACACGCCUUAAAGCCCCACCCUUAAGACUGGCGCCAGGACGUCAGUCAGGGCACCACCUAAUGUUUACAUUUUUAACAUCGGAACCAGAAGCGGACCGUCACCUCCUUCGCAUGGGGGUCUGAGAAAGGCGGACUCAAGGACGGGGGGGUGGGAAAAAGCCUAAAAACUAAAGUACUCUGAACUGCAGAAAGCUGCUUUCUGUGUCUGAGUGUGAUCGCACCCCGGUGGCGAGCCGCCCGUCCUCCCAUUGGUCGUCGUGCCGUGCGUGUGUGUGUGUGUGUGUGUGCGUGUCGUCCCGUCUGUAACCCCGUAGUCAGUACUGGUGGAGCCGCAAGCCUCAUUCGCCAUUUAGUCGUCGUCGUCAUGUGUGGGGAAAUUCUAAAGGAAAAAAAAAACGCUUUACAUGGCAAGCCGUGGGUGUAAAACUGUGUUUCACAAGAAAAGAAAAAAAAGACAACUUAGAGUUUACAGUUUAAAAGAAGAAAAAAGCCCUCGUUUUGUAAACUUAGCGCUUCCUUGAUUUCAUCUAUGCACUUGUCCUGAGGUGAUGGUUUUCUUGCUCUUGAUCUUCCGCCAUUGACCCCCCCCUCCCCCCAUGCCGCCUGUGAAUCGGACCCGUCCUGACUGCGCCCCCUUACUCCCUGCGUAAAGAUGACAGGCUGCAGUCCCGGUGAGGGACCCUAACUGCUCUUUCGGGAUGGACUGUUACCUCCUAAAGAAAUGGCAAUUAAAAUGUGCCCCAUUUUCACAGCAAUUAAAACAUGGCCAGUUUUUAAGCAAUUAUCAUGAUUUUUUUUUUUGUUCUGACUUCUGUUCUAGCCUUUUUGCCAUUUUUGAUGUUUGUUUCUUAGCACUUAACGCAAUAACGAAGAUCCAGUAGGCGAAUUACUCAAAGUGUGUUUCUGAAGGUUUGCACUGUAGCACAGUGUUGGGGAGCUCAGGGCACAACGCUGGUGUUUUUGUUGUCUGGAGACCCUAUUAAUGACAAGUAUUAAAAGCAUCAGCUGUUGUCCAAAGAAGCACUUAACCUGUCGCCCGAACGUGACACCUGUCAUCUUUACACUCGCAGGACCUGCACUACUGGGCAAAAGUUUUUCCACACCACAGGUUUUUACUGCUUCUCCAUUUAUUUCAGAAACUGCAGAUUUUCUUAUUCUUGUUAAGCACUGGAAAGUUGAGUGAAGAACUAUAAAUGAAAAUAUAAGUCAAAUAAAACAAGUUUCCUUUAUAUCAUAGAAAGAGAAUGUAACAGUGCAUGUCUGACAUCCUAUUAACUGGUUGUGUGGUGAUGGCAUAGUCAAAAUCUAGGCUGUCCUUUAACUUUAAAUGUAUUAGUUAACCGUUUCAUUCCAUGAAGUAGAGCAGUGUUUAAUGUCCCUUGUAGAAAGAAUGCCUUAAAUUUUCUCUGCUGCUAUAACUGCUAGAGAAGGUUAUUUUGAUGAAUCAAAGAUAUGACAUUUUCUUGCUAAUAACGGUACUCAAAUGGUGAACAUACUGUAAAUUUAUUUCUUAGCAAAGAAUAUCAAGUGUAUUUUAGUAAAUGUUAAGUGAGUAACAUGCAAAUGUAGAAAAUCUGUGUGUGUGAAAGAACUUUUGACUAGUAGUAUAGUGCCCUACGUUUAGGCUGUUGUCCCAUAGCCGCCCCCCCCGCCCCGUAAUAAUCCCUUGCAGCCUCGCUGAGCGGGUCAGCCACAUGGUGGCAAGCUGGGAGCGUCGAAAUGUUCUGGAAGUCUCGUUCCUAGAGGAAACAGAGGGGUAUCUACCUCGUUGUUCUCGCUCUCUUUUACUUCCCCUCUCUCUCUCUCUCUCUCUCUCUCUCUCUUUUCUUUUUUUCUUUUUCUCUGUGGGCUCGAAGCACUUGCCUCAUUGAUAAACUCUAAUGUUUGCGUCUGAUUUUGACACUUAACCUUGUCUGGGUGUGUUGUUUUUGUGUUGUGGUGUGUCAGUCGCUGCUGUUGCCGGGGGUCCGGGGGGAGUGGGGGAUAAGCCUUGUUCUCCCCCACCCUUUGUUAAUCUUCAGUCCUGUGAGCCCCGGUAGGAUGCAGUUUGACCCUGUGGGGGGGGGGCUGUCACGGCAGGGCCCCCUCUUUCCACUUUCUACAACUUCUCUUCCUUAACACACGUGAAUCGAAUGUUUACAUCACAGCACCCCCCUACGUGCUAGAGCGCACGCUAAGCACACAGCGGCACGUUUGGCGGCACAGAAAACCUCACGGCCCGGCUCCCUGGCUUCAUGGGUAAACCACCGGCCCCAACGUAAAGUGCGCCCUCUGCUGGUGCCACCCAGGAGAAACGCAGAAUUGUUCCUCCUACUGCGCCUAACGGGUGUUUGUGCUUAAUGUGCGGACUAGUUAACGGCAGGUGGACGUGCAGGUUUACAUGAUUUAACCUUGUUCUAAUGGCUUAUAAGAUGUCUAUGGAGAUCCACACCGGGAUUCGUUGUGGCCGUGCGUUUGGCAGCCAAUCCCCGUGAGGGGGUGGGUCACUCACUGUUCAUCUGGGGACUGCAGAGAUGGCAAUGGGCAGGAGGGAGAUGCUUUAAGGGAAUUCUAGGGAGUACUUGGGGGGUACCCUAAGUCAAUGGGAGAUUUUUAAAUGAGUUUAAUGUUUUUUUUAUUUUUUAACAGUACAGAUGCAAUAUGUGAUAACGAGUCAGCCUUGCCAGCCAGUGGGAGGGGAGAAGCUUGUCCAGACAUUCUUUAACAGAAUGGUUCUCGAUUGUAUUGGUAACAGACUAAUGCGGGUAAAUAUCACACGUGAAUCAGUGCGGUGUUUCGUCCAUUCCCACAAUGCAACUGGGCGUCCCACAAAGUCAAGGCCUGUGUGUCUGUGCGUUUUUAAGGCUUCCACUUAAGCUGGGUUAGAAUGGCAUUGACUCCUGUUCGUUUGCGGGCGUUUGAACGGACGCCGUGGUCCAGAACGGCCUCUUGCUAAACUCCCAGCAGCUCCUCCUGCAGAUCAGGAUGAGGGGAAGCGGGUGGCCAGAUUUGAGCCUAUUUCAGGUUGUUGGACUGGUUUCUUGCCAGGGGUUACUGUUGAGCUGGUGGCUGGAUACAGAUAAACAGUUAAGAAUCUCACAAGGAGAGCCUUAAAGCUACAGGGGGAAAUAAAGCUGUCGGUAGCUUUUAAUAAUACAGUUAAAUGUCCUUUAAAAUGCUACGUGUUUUAUUAAUUACUGAAGUAAUUUUCAAUACAGCCAUAUUAUAAACAGUAUAUACAUAUAUAGAUAUAUUUGUGUGUGUGUAGAUAGAUGUAUAGAUGAAUAUAUAAUUUCAUAUAGAAACCUUUGACCAUUUCCUCCAGUGUUCUGAGCACUUUUCAGCAAAUUUUAAUGACUAACUAAAGUGUUGGGUGGAGGAAUCCAAACCUGAACACUUCCAAAGGGAGCCAGACUCUUUAGAUCAGUGUUUCUCAAUCCGGUCCUUGGGGACCCACAGAUGGUUCACGUUUUUGCUCCCUCCCAACGUCUUGCCAGAUAGUCAGCUGGGCGAGAGCAAAAACAUGGACCGCCUGCGGGACCCCGAGGACUGGACUGCGAAACACUGCUUUAAGUAAUGAUUAAAAAGGUGUCCAUGCUUUUCACUUCAAAACGGUUGUUUACCAAAAAAAACACGGAUCUGGGCUGCCACACCGGAGCAGUUUACACGUGUCAGACUGUUUGGCUUUCAGUUUCCAUCCAGUGCCAGCGAUCCAAAUCAGGCCUCCAGUGAUGGGCCUGGUUCAGUUUUCCCAGCCGUCUCCAUAGUGCUGACACUGUAGACUCCUCCCUCUAAAUCAGAGCUGCUUUUUCGAAUGUUAAGCGUUGUGGUACGCGACCGGCCUCACGACUGCCAAGCGGAGUCGCUCUUCCGUUGACUCGAUGUCAGCACUUAAUCAUGCCAUCCUGUGCGCUCUCAUGUCCUAUAGAACUUUCCACGGAUUGGCAGGCGUCCGAUUGUGUUUUCCACUGAUCAUAUCUAAUAUCCACCAAUCAUUGCCCGAUUUUUUUUUUCCUUUUUUUAAGAAACUUUGUUUUGUUAUAAAGUAUUUGGCUAGUAAGAUUUUAUAUUUUUUACAUACAUUGGUUUAUUUUGCUUUUUAUUUAUAUGCUGUUUAGUUUGGAUCCUCCUCUGUUGUGUGAUUUCAUGUCUUGAGAAUGUGGAGACAAAGCUUUUCUGUAUUUUUGAAUUGUUAAAAUCUAGUUUCAUAGAUAAUUUUACCAAAAUAGCUGAAAUUAUCUGAUGUUAUAAAUUAUAUUUUAAUUCAUGUAAAUAGUUUUAAAAAGACUAUGGCUUCCUUUUAAACUGAGUAUGUUUCUCUUGAGAAAUUGUUUACAUUAUUAAAGUAUAGAGAUGUUCCUCAUUUACUGUAAAAAGUACAUAUAUUCAUUGAUUUGCCUUCAGAGAAUAAACAUCCUAAUGAACAACA
This is a messenger RNA of Paramormyrops kingsleyae, 7239 nucleotides long. NCBI's taxonomy places the organism in Eukaryota, Metazoa, Chordata, Actinopteri, Osteoglossiformes, Mormyridae. The record is from RefSeq and is a predicted model, not a curated record.